Messenger RNA from Myodes glareolus (Bank vole), 1724 nucleotides. NCBI's taxonomy places the organism in Eukaryota, Metazoa, Chordata, Mammalia, Rodentia, Cricetidae. The record is from RefSeq and is a predicted model, not a curated record.
GAACUGAACUCAGAUCUCUAGAAGAGCUAUAGAAGUGCUCUUAACAACUAAGUCAACUCUCCAGCCUCAGUAAUUUCUAAAUCAGUGGCAUAGUCAUUACUAUAAUCAAGUGUGAUUGAGUGUAAAUGAUUGUAUGUGCCCUGCUUGUAUGUGACUAUCAGUGCAGAGAAUGUAAUAUGUUGCCCUAUGACAUUAAGCUGGCACUGGUGCCAAGAGGUGUUAAUUAUCUUGUGGGGCCACUGUCAUAGGAUUGGGACAUAUACAGACCUGUUAACUCAGAUUUCUGGGGUAGUAUCUAUUUCUAUUUAGGGUCUGUAGUUUAUUUUAUUCUUUGUUUUUAUUAGUAUUUUGUGUGUACAUGUGGUAUGUAUAUGCUAUGCAGUAUGUACAUAUAUCGCAUGUGAAUGGGCAUGUAUGUGGGUGAAAGUGCAUGUGUAGGCUACUCGUUGAUUUUGGACAUCUUACUUUAUUAUUGCCCCCCUUAAUUUUUGAGACAGGGUCCCUCACUGAAUCAGAAACUGAUGAAUUUGGCCAGGCUGUUUGGCCAGUGAGCUCCCGGGAUCUUACUGUCUCCACAGUAACCCAGCACUGGGAUUGCAGGCGCCAUGUCUGGCUCUCAGAUGGGUGCUAGGAGUCUAACUCAGACCCAAAGUUUGCAAAACAGGUCCUUAAUUCACUGGGCCGUCUCUAGAGCCUCUCCUUUUGUGUUUGAAGCAAGGUCUCACUCUAGCCCAGGCAGACCUGGCGCUCAUUGUGUAGCUAAGAUAGCAUCAAACUCACUACAGGAUUGUUGCAGCCUCCUAUGUGCUAAGAUUACAGGUGUCAGCCACCACACCCAACGGAUCUGGAGUUUUCAGCAUAGACUUGGUCCGGGGUGCCCAAAUUGCCAAGAAGCCUAUGCUGAGUGCCUCACCCAGCACCCUUUUCUCCCUUCCCUGCCUAGCAUCCUCCGCAAAGCGCUGGAUAAGAUAGCUGAGAUCAAGUCUCUGUUGGAAGAGAGGCGGAUUGCGGCCAAGAUCGCAGGUCUCUACAAUGACUCGGAGCCCCCACGGAAGACCAUGCGCAGAGGGGUCCUGAUGACACUGCUGCAGCAGUCAGCCAUGACCCUGCCCCUCUGGAUCGGGAAGCCUGGUGACAAGCCCCCACCCCUCUGUGGAGCCAUUCCAGCCUCAGGGGACUAUGUGGCCAAACCUGGAGACAAGGUGGCUGCUAGAGUGAAGGCUGUGGACGGGGACGAGCAGUGGAUCCUGGCUGAAGUAGUCAGUUACAGCCACGCUACCAACAAGUAUGAGGUUGACGACAUUGAUGAAGAAGGCAAAGAGAGACACACCCUGAGUCGGCGGCGCAUUAUCCCACUGCCCCAGUGGAAAGCUAACCCUGAGACAGACCCUGAGGCCUUGUUUCAGAAGGAGCAGCUGGUUCUGGCCCUAUAUCCCCAGACCACCUGCUUCUACCGUGCACUGAUCCACACCCCCCCACAGCGGGUAAGGAGCCACCGUGGAAGGCCUUUGACACCAGAACCUUAAGGCCUCAGGAUGACUACUCAGUCCUGUUUGAAGACACCUCCUAUGCAGAUGGCUACUCCCCUCCUCUCAAUGUGGCCCAGAGGUACGUGGUGGCUUGUAAGGAGCCCAAGAAAAAGUGAAGCUGGAUGGCAGGCUUGAGUCUCAUGGGAAAAGGCAACAAAGGAGUUCCUGUAAUCAAAUAAAUACUCUUCCCUCUCA